UUACGCGCCACACUUCCGUUAAAACUCAACUAAACACAGAAACAAGAAACAUGUCAACCAAAUAUCGCUCAAAAGUUUACUCACUAAAAAGACAGUAGAAGAAUAUGGCGUGUGAAAAUAGUAAAAAGAGAAGCGUUUGUAUGAAGUCUUUUGAAUUAAAUAGAAAUUCUGGAGUCGAAAGUGUUAAUUCAAGAAUUAUUCCGGAUUCGAAAUGGACAGUAUGGUGCUAUGAAAAGUGGAAAUUUGCGCCUAAGUUUGGACAAUUACGCAAACAUAAUAUGGAGAACUGGUGUUGUAUUUUUAAAUAAUUAUAUAAAUGUUAAUCUUUUCAAUUUUCUUUUUAUUAACGAUAUAAAUAAUGAGUUCUUGUAAAUGUAAGCAACACUGUUGUCAUACUGCGAUACAUGCUCGUGAAAACAAAAGUUUCAAAGGAUCCCGAUGUACAAAUCACCCUACACGUGGGUUAUUACGUCUUAAUAGCACUGGUGAAGAUUCAUCACAUAAUCAAGUACAAAACUCCGAUUUAAAUCAUGGUGUUAUAAACACAAAGCAAUCACAUUAUAACCAGCAUAGAUCUAGUUACAAAAACUUAGUUGAUAACAUAAACAUGGGUUCAAUAAUCAACUCAGCAAGUGCCUAUUUGGAUACAGCCACGUCUUAUUUUGGAAAUUUGUGCCCUUAUAAAUCAGGAACAAACGGUUUAGUAAAUAGUAAAAGUGACAAGUCAUCUUUAACUUAUUUGAAAAAUAUGAUAAGUGGAGUCAGUCAGUCUUUUAACACCAAUUCAAUGAUAAAUCAAGCUCCUGGAAUGAACUCCGGCAUUGACAGUAUGAAACAAUCUUACAAGUGUAACAAAGAUAUCUUGGAGGAAACAGGAAAACCAACAAAUUGGAACAGAAAUAUAUUUGGUGCUAUCCAUUGCAACCUUUUGGGUAGCUGCUCCACAAAGUCAGAGAAAAUGAAAGAAGUGUAUUCUGAGAAAUAUGUACCUCCUCAUAGGAGGUACCAAUAUGACAAAUGUAAAAGUGUUUCUUCUACUAUAGAUCCUAAACUUACUCCGUACAAUGCUAGGCUGCUUGAAAACAGCAAGAAAAACCAUCAUUCUAUUCUUGGAAAGGAUCUCUUAGCUAAAAGUCAUCAGUGUGAACAUAAAACUGAACAUAAAACUGAUAAUUGUGAAGCUGAACAGAAAACUAAUAGUGUAGAAAAUCCGAAACUUGAUCCUCAAAAGACUUCUACAGAGAAAUCAAAAAUUGGUUCUUCACUUAAUUCUGACAGUAAAAGUUGUGUGUUAUAUGUACGCAGUAGUAGAGGUAAAAGAGGAAAACCUUCUGCCAAGAAACGGAGACGUCAAAGAGCUCGACAAAAUGAACAGAAUGAUCAAACCUCCUGCCAUAGUGACAAAUCAAGCUCAAAUAUAAAACCAAAUAGUGCUCUUCAUGAUAAUAGUGUAAUGGCUUUUAUUCUAGGAUAUAGUUCGGACAAGUCUGAGACAGAGGAAAAGUCCGAGACAGGCACCAAUUCAUUCCAUUUUUCUUGUGAUAUAGACGAUGAACUAGACUGGUCAGAUAGUGACCUUGAGAGUGAUGAAACAUGUUCAUCAUUAGAAGAUGAAAACAUAUUUGAAAAUGGUCUGGGAUUUCAGUGUAACAACCCACUAUUAGGCUUGCAGUGUUUUCAAGUGACAUGCACAGUGCAGCCCCCUGAAGAAGCCAUUCUGUCACCUAAUUCAAGUGCAAUAGAAAACAUUAACUUGUUAUGGAAGAUUCAGGUGUCUGUCAAAUCAGAAAAUCCGAAGAAAGAAUCAUCCACUUCCAAAAAGGUCCAUUUUGCAGACGAUAAUGAUCUCGCUACAGUCCAUCCAAUGAUAGCCUGGUCUCAUGCAUACCAAGCAGCACGUAAAGGACCCUGGGAACAGUACGCUCGUGACCGUGGACGGUUUCUUAGAAAAAUCACAGAUGGUGAAAAAUUGCUCGGACCGAUUCUGAAUCAAAACCAUAGAGACAAAAUUUAUAGAGAACGAUUCUUGGAAAAAUAGAUUGCCAGUUGUUAAAACUGACACUACCGACCAUGCCAACAGGAAUAUAGUUGAGCUGUUGAUAAAGCUUUGUAACUUUAAAUGACAAUCAAUAAACAUUGAAUACUAAGUAUAAAACAUUAACAUAUGCAACAAUAUCUCUACUGUCCCACUGUUCUCAUUAAAACUGUUAAAUGUGAAGGAGUUAAAACAGCAUUUGUGAAUUGGUAUUAAGUUUGGGAGAAUGUUAAGUCUGUAAUUAUACCUUAUAUUUAGAAUUGAAGGGUUUAUAUAUCAUUUGUUAUGUCACAUGCAUUCCAAGGUCUGCAUUCAUCAUCAGAUAUAUGUUUUUGUUAGUUAUAUUGAGACAGUAUUUUGAAUAUGUAAUAGGGGGGUUUGCUUUAAACUUUGUAGUGAGGGGGCAUUGCUGUGACAUUACAUACAUAAAUUUCUAGGAUUUAUUGAAACAUUGCUGUAUUUUGAAAAGUCAGGAGUUACGAACUUACGAUAUGUCUCAUUUGAAAGUGUUUAGAACAUUAUUAUAUGCAAAAACAUCGGUUCAAUCAAUUUCAAAACUGAUCAAGGAUACGAUGAAAACGGGAUUGGUUUAAAACUUUUGGGGAAACAGGAUAUCACAUGAAAGCAAUGAAAAGAAAAAAAAUAAUCAAAAAUUAAUGAAGUGAAAAUUUCAGACUCAGUUUUAUUGAGUCUGUUCAUGAGAGAUAUGUAAUCACUGUAAUGUCGCAAUGCUUAAUAGAAAUUGCUAUAUCAUUCAAAUCCCAACACUGUUUUACAGCAGUAUUCCACCUUUAUGUAGACAAGAAAGAGAUAAUAUUAUCAGAAAUUGAACUUUGAAGGAGAUAAUAGAUCUACUGUGAUUUUUUUUAGGCUGAGAUAUAUAUGUAUAAAAGAUCAAAACUAGACAAAUUUUUGCCAUUGUUUGUGACUGGAGUGUAAAUUGUUUAUGGUUAUAUGGUGAAAGGUAAAUCAUGACUUUGUCACUUCUUCCCAAGUCACCUUUGCUUGUACACAUGUAUAGCCACAUUUCUUAUCAGGCCUUUACAUAAACUCUUGUACAUAAGAUGUACUUGAAACAUGAUGUUUGCGAUAAAAACUUCAUUCUUAAAUUUCAUCAGGGGAAAGAAUCUAGUCUGGACAUGUUUUUAUCUGAAUUUGUUACUUUAAUACAUGAUACUGUAAAUUUUACUCUAUUUAAAUCCUAUUGUCUCAUUGCUCAAUGGUUGAAGUAGUUUUGAUGAUAUUUUAACCAUUCCACUUAAUACCUAUAGAUGUAAAAGGGUGGAUUUCACACCCAUAAAUUCUUGUGUACUGAUAACUGCCCUUUUGACUGACUCAACUAAUGCAGUCUUACUUAAAUGAUGAAAUAGCUGUAUAAUCUAGGUGUAAUUGAAAUUAAAUUAGUAGAUAUAUGUAAUUCAUCAUCUCAAAGUAGGCCAACAUGGAAAUUGUGUCAUUGAGGCAGAGAUAACAACUGUUUAUAGAUAUCACAAUAUUUGACUGAUAUGUUAAACUGCACGUAUGCAUAGAUGUUAAUAUACUCUAUUGUUAAUGUGUUAUUGUGUAAGUAUAGUUUAAAAAACUGUGUUAAAAAAAGAUUAUUUUUUUGUACUCAAGUCAACAUCUAAGAAAUUUUGUUGUUAUAGUAUAAUGCAAAGCAUUAUUGUUCUUACAAUUUGAGUGAAACAUCAAGAGAAAUUCGAUUUGAAGGAAGACCUACUUAAGUGUGAUUAUUGAACUUCUUAAUUUAUAUUUUAUCUCUAAAAAUAAAUUAAAAUGAUUCUUGGUUUCUAUGUUAAAAGUAU
Messenger RNA from Ruditapes philippinarum (Manila clam), 3840 nucleotides. RefSeq lists its product as uncharacterized. Gene Ontology annotation, cellular component: endoplasmic reticulum; protein phosphatase type 1 complex. The transcript is spliced from 2 exons. Gene Ontology annotation, molecular function: protein phosphatase regulator activity. Gene Ontology annotation, biological process: response to endoplasmic reticulum stress. Bases 359 to 2038 code for a protein of 559 amino acids. Lineage: Eukaryota; Metazoa; Mollusca; Bivalvia; Venerida; Veneridae. The record is from RefSeq and is a predicted model, not a curated record.